Messenger RNA from Talpa occidentalis (Iberian mole), 1424 nucleotides. It is a transcript of the gene LMAN2, whose product is annotated as lectin, mannose binding 2. The record is from RefSeq and is a predicted model, not a curated record. The transcript has 8 exons. Gene Ontology annotation, biological process: endoplasmic reticulum organization; Golgi organization; endoplasmic reticulum to Golgi vesicle-mediated transport. Gene Ontology annotation, cellular component: COPII-coated ER to Golgi transport vesicle; endoplasmic reticulum membrane; endoplasmic reticulum-Golgi intermediate compartment. Gene Ontology annotation, molecular function: D-mannose binding. The coding region runs from base 235 to 1302 and encodes 355 amino acids. NCBI's taxonomy places the organism in Eukaryota, Metazoa, Chordata, Mammalia, Eulipotyphla, Talpidae.
AGAUCCGGUUGCAGAGGCUGGCCCACAGCUGCCUCGGCGUCUCCAAGGGGAUGAAAAGGCCCUGGACCAGAAUGGGGGCUGCUCAGCAAAAAAAAGUCGCCGCCCCCUCGGCUGAGAGGUUUUGCUUUUUAACUCCUCGUGCAACUAGGGUUGGAGGGUUUCCGGCCGGAGGCCAUUAGAUGGCACGCCCGGAAGGCGGAAGCCUAGGACGGAAGUGGCCGAGAGGAACGGAGAAUGGCGGCGGAAGGCCUGAUUUGGCGCUGGGGCUGGGGCCGGCGGUGCCUGGGAAGGCCUGGGCUUCCCGGCCCCGGCCCUGGCCCCAUUUCAUUUCUGCUUCUUCUAUUUCUGGGGCCGGUGGCUUCAGACAUAACUGACGGCAACAGCGAACACCUCAAGCGGGAGCAUUCGCUCAUCAAACCUUACCAAGGGGUCGGUUCCAGUUCCAUGCCCCUCUGGGACUUCCAAGGCAGCACGAUGCUCACGAGCCAGUAUGUGCGUCUGACCCCGGACGAGCGAAGCAAAGAGGGCUCUAUCUGGAACCACCAGCCCUGCUUCCUCAAGGACUGGGAGAUGCACGUCCACUUCAAAGUCCAUGGCGUAGGAAAAAAGAAUCUCCAUGGAGACGGCAUCGCCUUGUGGUAUACCCGGGACCGCCUGGUGCCAGGUCCUGUGUUUGGAAGCAAAGACAACUUCCAUGGCUUAGCCAUCUUUCUGGACACAUAUCCCAAUGAUGAUACCACAGAGCGCGUGUUCCCGUACAUCUCGGUGAUGGUGAACAAUGGCUCCCUGUCCUACGACCACAGCAAGGAUGGACGCUGGACCGAGCUGGCGGGCUGCACUGCUGACUUCCGCAACCGCGAGCACGACACCUUCCUGGCUGUGCGCUACUCCCGGGGCCGCCUGACGGUGAUGACUGACCUCGAGGACAAAAACGAGUGGAAGAACUGCAUCGACAUCACCGGCGUGCGCCUGCCCACCGGCUACUACUUUGGCGCAUCGGCUGGCACUGGUGACCUGUCUGACAAUCAUGACAUCAUCUCCAUGAAGCUGUUCCAGCUGAUGGUGGAGCACACACCUGAUGAGGAGAACAUCGACUGGACCAAGAUUGAGCCCAGUGUCAAUUUCCUCAAGUCUCCCAAAGACAACGUGGAUGACCCGACAGGGAAUUUCCGCAGCGGACCCCUGACGGGCUGGCGGGUGUUCCUGCUGCUGCUGUGCGCGCUCCUGGGCAUCAUCGUGUGUGCUGUGGUGGGGGCCGUGGUGUUCCAGAAACGGCAGGAGCGGAAUAAGCGUUUCUACUGAGCAGCCGGUGCUCGGCUCGGGCCUGAUGAAUGUGAACUUUUUUUUUUUUACUGGGAUUGUAAAAGAUAAAACAAGAUGACCUUAUUUCUUAACCAUUUCAAAGAAAUAAUUAAAGUAUUUUC